Messenger RNA from Prinia subflava (tawny-flanked prinia), 1081 nucleotides. It is a transcript of the gene ASB13, whose product is annotated as ankyrin repeat and SOCS box containing 13. Gene Ontology annotation, biological process: positive regulation of protein catabolic process; protein ubiquitination. The record is from RefSeq and is a predicted model, not a curated record. Gene Ontology annotation, molecular function: protein binding. Lineage: Eukaryota; Metazoa; Chordata; Aves; Passeriformes; Cisticolidae.
AUGGAGAGCCCCGGCGGCAGCGGCUCCUUGCGGGGCGACAUCAGUGCGUGGGCAGCGCCGGGGGCCGGGGACAGCGCCGGGGGCCGGGGACACCGCCACGGGCACGGGGGGCUCCUCGGGGAAAAGGCGGGCAAGGAGCCGCGCCGGGGACAGACGGGGCUUGGGGCUUGCGGGAUGAUUCGGGGCUUGCAAGGUUUUUGGGCUGACAGGACCCCUGUUCACGAGGCCGCCCGCCGCGGGGAGAUCCUGCAGCUGCAGCAGCUGAUCGAGAGCGGCGCCUGCGUCAACGCCGUCACCUACGACUCCAUCACGCCCCUGCACGAGGCCAGCCUGAGGGGACACCAGUGUGUCAAACUGCUGCUGGCCGCGGGCGCCCAGGUCUGCAUCCCGCCGGGAAUGCUCCGGGAAUGCUCCGGGAAUGCUCCGGGAUGGCUCCUGCGAGUCCUCGACUGCUCCCAGCAUCCUGCUGGAGCAGGAAUUCCCAUUUUUCACCCGGAUUUUCCCUCUUUUCCCCCAGGCAGCCCGGAGUGUGUGCAGCUGCUGAUCGAGGUCGGUGCCAACCUGGAGGCGCACGACUGCCACUUCGGGACCCCCCUGCACGUGGCCUGCGCCCGGGAGCACCUGGACUGUGCCAAGCUGCUCCUCCAGGCAGGAGCCAACGUGAACGCGGCCAAGCUCCACGAGACCGCUCUGCACCACGCGGCCAAGGCGCGCAACGCCGACCUGGUGCGGCUGCUGGUGGAGUUCGGCGGCAACAUCUACGCCCGCGACAACCGCGGCAAGAAACCCUCGGACUACACCUGGAGCAGCAGCGCCACCGCCCAGUGCUGCCACUUCUACGAGAGGACCCCUCUGACCCUGUCCCAGCUCUGCCGCGUCGCCGUGCGCCGGGCGGCGGCGCAGCGCGGGCAGCGGGGGCUGCGCGGCCUCCGCGGCCUGCAGCUCCCACCGCGCCUCAUCCGAUACCUCUGCUACAACUGAGAGCACGGAAUUCCCAAAAAACACCCCGGGAUUCCCAAAAAACACCCUGGGAUUCCCAAAAAACACCCCCGGAAUUCCCAAAAACCAUCCCGGAAUUCCC